Molecule: messenger RNA, 429 nt
Organism: Colletotrichum orchidophilum
Lineage: Eukaryota; Fungi; Ascomycota; Sordariomycetes; Glomerellales; Glomerellaceae
Exons: 1
Coding region: 1-429 (142 amino acids)
Source: RefSeq, a predicted model, not a curated record
AUGAAGUUCACAGCCGCCGUCCUCCUCGCCCUCGCCAGCCAGCUUCCCAACGCCCUCGCCGGCAUCGUCCCCAGUGCCGCCGAAGAAUGCGGCUCCCUCGGCGUCAUGUCCUACACGGCCUCGUCCCUCGACGGCGUCGACCCGGCCAACAUUCGCAAGUGCAGAGAGCACCCCCUGAGCCUCAAGGACGGCUCGUCCCCGAACCUGCAGGCCCGCGAUUGCUGGUUCGGCGACGCGUACGGCUGCAGCAAGGGCUACUGCUGGCAGUCGUGCGACAGGAAAAAGGGCACCUGGUGCUGGACGGCCUGGAACGACGGGCACGGGAACUGGAGGACUUGCUCUGGCAAGGAGCAGUGCGCGCCGGCGGCCCAGUCUGCCUGUGGCAAGGAUUGCAAGGACCCCAAGGAGUGUGGUUGCAGUUGUCACUGA